AUGCAGUACACAGUAAGCACAAUAAAAUUCACAAAUUCCACUUGUAUAGAGUGGAUAUUUCAGAUCGUUGUUGAAAUGUUUGUAAUCUUCACAUCUCAAUUAUAUAACAUCAUUAUUGCUCCAGAGGCAUCGAGCAGCUCUAUCUCGUUCUUAAGCACGGCAAGUAUAACAGUAGUACAGAGCAAUUCGGGUUAUAUCUUGGGUAUAUUAGAACAGAUGCUGUAUUUAUUGCUAAGUACUAUAUUGCUUAUGUCUGUGUAUGCAGCGCUUGUUUCAUUGGCACUGAUCCCAGUGAACAUUAUGUUUAUUAGCAAUCUUAUAAUAACACUAUACAUUAGAUUUGAUGCGUGGUCUAGCAGAUAUUUCGGGUUAUGGUAUAAAAUUAUGAAUGUAGCUUAUGCAUAUAUUCUAUAUUUGGCUGGGGUUCUAUUUUUAUAUCGAGUAAUAAACACCAGCGAAAUUAUUAUAUCCAGAUCAGUAUAUACAAAUGGGAUGCUCAUAAUGCCGGUUGUGUGCCUUAUGGCAAUUGCUGUUAUAUCCAAGUAUAUUACACAAAUAGUAUUAAAAACCAUGAAUAGUACGCUGUCAGGGUGCUAUGUCAAAGAAUAUCACAAUACGUUUAUUAGUUUGUUAUUUUCUUCUAUUACUUGCUCAUUUUUAGAGCUGCUUCAUCUUCUGAUUAUUAGAAAGAGUGCGUGCGGAUUCAUUGAGACUCUUUACUAUAUCUUUCUGGGUGGGUACAGUCUCUUCUUUUUCGGUGUGAUAGCAAUCACCCGCAUAUAUAAGAGAAAUGAUUAG
Nematocida parisii ERTm1 is the source of this 798-nucleotide messenger RNA. RefSeq lists its product as uncharacterized. The coding region runs from base 1 to 798 and encodes 265 amino acids. The transcript has a single exon. Lineage: Eukaryota; Fungi; Microsporidia. The record is from RefSeq and is a predicted model, not a curated record.